Molecule: messenger RNA, 1761 nt
Organism: Metarhizium brunneum ARSEF 3297
Lineage: Eukaryota; Fungi; Ascomycota; Sordariomycetes; Hypocreales; Clavicipitaceae
Gene: prp39
Product: Pre-mRNA-processing factor 39
Biological process (GO): mRNA 5'-splice site recognition; RNA processing
Cellular component (GO): U2-type prespliceosome; commitment complex; U1 snRNP
Molecular function (GO): protein binding; pre-mRNA 5'-splice site binding
Source: RefSeq, a predicted model, not a curated record
AUGAGUGAAUUCGCUCCCUUCGGCGGCUCUGACGAAGAGUACGCUUCGGUGCGCAAGCACCAAGCUGAGGUGGAAGCGGACCCCGAUAACUUUGAAAGCUGGGAAAAUUAUAUCAAGUCUAGCGAGACUCUAGAUGGCGGAUUAAAUCGCAAUUCAAGCCCCCAGGCGCUGGCUACGUUUCGCGAAGCCUACGAUCGUUUCCUGCAUAAGUUCCCCCUGCUGUUUGGGUACUGGAAGAAAUAUGCGGAUAUGGAAUUCAAUAUUGCUGGGCCAGAGUCAGCAGAGAUGGUCUAUGAACGAGGCUGUGCUUGCAUUACCAACUCCGUCGACUUGUGGACCGACUAUUGUUCCUUCAAAAUGGAAACGACACACGACCCCCAGAUUGUCCGAGACCUUUUUGAACGUGGAGCAAGCCUAGUUGGUCUCGAUUUCCUUGCCCAUCCUUUCUGGGACAAAUAUAUUGAGUAUGAAGAGCGGCAAGAAGCACAAGAUCGAAUUUAUGCUAUCCAUGCUCGAGUAAUUCGGAUUCCAAUGCACCAGUAUGCUCGCUAUUACGAACGUUUUCGCAAUCUUGCUCACACUCGGCCGUUGUCUGAGGUUGUGCCGGCUGAUGUUCUCAGCCGGUUCCAGGCCGAGGUCGAGGCAGAAUCAGCAGCCCAGGGUGGUGGUGCACGGCCCGAGCUGGAGAUAGAACGGGACAUUCGAGCCAAGAUUGACGCCAUGUACUACGAAGUCUUUACGGCUACUCAGCAGGAGGUUUCUAAAAGGUGGACCUAUGAGUCGGAGAUUAAACGACCCUAUUUCCACGUCACCGAACUGGAGCAUUCUCAGCUCAACAACUGGCGCAAGUAUCUGGAUUUUGAGGAAGCCGAAGGGGACUUCGACCGCGCAGUCUCAUUGUACGAGCGAUGCUUGGUGACGUGUGCCUUUUACGACGAGUUUUGGUUCCGAUAUGCUCGAUGGAUGGCUGCACAAGACGGUAAGGACGAGGAGACACGGCACAUCUACAUUCGAGCAUCGAUUUUCGUACCGAUUAGCAGGCCCGGUAUCCGGAUGCAGUGGGCUUACUUGGAGGAGAGCUGUGGCAGAAUUGACGUCGCCAUAGAUAUUCAUGCAGCGAUUCUUAUGAAGUUGCCAGAUUGCGUCGAAGUGGUUGUCUCAUGGGCCCAUCUGCAACGUCGUCAAAAUGGACUUGAAGCUGCUGUUCAGGUGUACCGAGACCAGAUUGAUGCGCCAACGGUAGAUCUGUAUACCAAGGCUGCUUUGGUGGCAGAAUGGGCUCAGUUAUUGUGGAAAGUCAAAGGUUCAGCCGAGGAUGCUAGAGCUGUGUUUCUCAAAAACUCGCAGUGGUACGGCGACAGUCUUGUUUUUUGGGAGAAAUGGUUUGCGUUUGAGUUGGACCAGUCUGCAACUGGCGAGGAAGAAAAGGAUACCGCCGAACGCAUUAAGAGCGUGUUUGAUGAGUUCCGCACGAAGAGCAAAUUAUCUGGGAGUGUCAAGCAGGAAUUGGCUAGAGUCUACAUGAACUACCUUGUCCAACGAGGUGGUAAGGACGCCAUGACAAUUUUCUUGGAAGUGGACCGAGACAUGUUUGGACCUGCCUCAAUAUCCAAGUCGACUAUAGCUUCCAAGGAGAAUGGCACCACUGGCGGCGAGUUGGACGAAGCAAGCAGACGAAAGGCAGAAGCGAGGCUGUUUGCGUUUUACGAAACCCACACUGAGCCUAAUACCGCAGCACAGGGUCCCGCAGACUUCAAUUAA